Pipistrellus kuhlii (Kuhl's pipistrelle) is the source of this 2199-nucleotide messenger RNA. RefSeq names its product lipolysis stimulated lipoprotein receptor (gene LSR). The coding region runs from base 141 to 2099 and encodes 652 amino acids. The transcript is spliced from 11 exons. Gene Ontology annotation, cellular component: tricellular tight junction; plasma membrane. Gene Ontology annotation, biological process: tricellular tight junction assembly; establishment of blood-brain barrier. The record is from RefSeq and is a predicted model, not a curated record. Lineage: Eukaryota; Metazoa; Chordata; Mammalia; Chiroptera; Vespertilionidae.
AAACACAGCGAGUGAAGCAAGUUUCUCCUCGAAAGCUGGAAGUGUUCUUCAUCCACGCCGUCUCCGCUCGUGAAGUCCCCAGAACUGGGCAGGGUGGGCUUGGAAUAGGGACAAAGAACGGAACCGGGAGGGGGAGGAGCAUGUCCCCCUCCCCGCCUUGGUGCGCGCCGCGCCCCCUACCCUCCGGGUACCCGGCCGGGGACGCGCGGACCGGACGUGCCCAGACGGCCGCGAUGGCGCCAAGGGCUCGUGGCCGGCGCUGGCCGCUGGGCUCCUGCCCGGGCGCUCCGGGCCGGGGCGCGGUCGUCUUUGUGUGGCUCUUUCUUGGCACUUUGUGCGCAGCUCCUGCCAGUGCCAUCCAGGUGACUGUGUCAGACCCCUACCACGUGGUGAUCCUCUUCCAGCCCGUGACCCUGCCCUGCACCUACCAGUUGACCACGACCCCCACAGCACCCAUCGUGAUCUGGAAGUACAAGUCUUUCUGCCGGGACCGCAUCGCCGAUGCCUUUUCUCCAGCCAGUGUUGACAACCAGCUCAAUGCCCAGCUGGCAGCUGGUAACCCGGGCUACAACCCCUAUGUGGAGUGUCAGGACAGUGUGCGCACUGUCAGGGUUGUAGCCACUAAGCAGGGCAAUGCUGUGACCCUGGGAGAAUACUACCAGGGCCGGAGGAUCACCAUAACAGGAAAUGCUGACCUGACCUUUGACCAGACGGCUUGGGGGGACAGUGGUGUGUAUUACUGCUCCGUGGUCUCAGCCCAGGACCUCCAGGGGAACAACGAGGCCUACGCAGAGCUCAUCGUCCUGGGGCCACAUCUGACCCCAGAGGCCCUUGCCAAAGCACAGGAACCUUGCGCUCUGCCUGCUGGGAUGGCAUUUUGUGGCUUAGACAGCAGGACCUCGGGGGUGGCUGAGCUCUUACCUGGUUUUCAGGCGGGGCCCAUGGAAGACUGGCUGUUCGUGGUUGUUGUCUGCCUAGCUGUCUUCCUUGUCUUCCUCCUCCUGGGCAUCUGCUGGUGUCAGUGCUGCCCGCACACCUGCUGCUGUUACGUCAGGUGCCCCUGCUGCCCAGACAAGUGCUGCUGCCCAGAGGCUUUGUAUGCUGCUGGCAAAGCAGCCACCUCAGGUGUCCCGAGCAUCUACGCCCCUAGCACCUAUGCUUACCUUUCUCCUGCCAAGACCCCACCCCCAGCAGCCGUGAUUCCUAUGGGCACUGUCUACAAUGGAUACGCUGGAGACUUCGACAAGAAUAGCUCAGUAGGUGGCUAUAGCUCCCAGGUACCCCUGCUUCGUGAUGCAGACAGCAGUGUGUCCUCGGAAGUCCGUAGUGGCUACAGAAUUCAGGCCAGCCAGCAGGAUGACUCUAUGCGAGUCCUGUACUACAUGGAGAAAGAACUGGCCAACUUUGACCCUUCUCGACCUGGCCCCCCCAGCAGCCGUGUAGAGAGAGCCAUGAGUGAAGUCACCUCCCUUCACGAAGACGACUGGAGAUCACGGCCUUCCCGCGGCCCUGCCCUCCCACCAAUCCAGGAUGAGGAAUGGGGUCGCCACUCCCCUCGGAGUCCAAGGAGAUGGGAGCAAGAGCCCCUUACAGAACGGCCCAAGAGUGGGUGGGGGGCCGGGCGUCCCCGGGCUCGCUCUGUGGAUGCUCUGGAUGACCUCACGCGGCCAGGCUCUGCUGAAUCAGGGAGGAGGUCUCCCCCAAAUAAUGGGAAGAGAGGCCGAGCUUAUGCACACCCCCGAAGCCGCAGCCGUGACGACCUCUACGACCAAGAAGACCCAAGGGGCUUUCCACACUCCCAGGAACCCCACUUCGAUGACUUCAGGUCUAGAGACCGCCCUAGUGCUGACCCGAGGAACCGCUCCCACCGCUCUCGGGAUGCUCGGAACGAGAGGUCCAAGGACCCCCAAUACGACGGCCGGCUUCUGGAAGAGGCCUUGAGGAGGAAGGGGCCAGCGGAGAGGAGACCUUACAGGGAGGAAGAGGACGACUACUACCCUCCAGCGCCUCCCCCUUAUUCCGAGACCGACUCCCAGGCCUCUCGGGAGCGGAGGCUCAAGAAGAACUUGGCCCUGAGUCGGGAAAGUUUAGUCGUCUGAUCUCAUGUUUUGUAUGGAGUUUUGUACUUUUUUUUUUUUUUUAAUUUGAGGAACUUGGUAUUCUUCUAAGUCUAAUAAAAUAUACGAUCACAAGGCCUAA